AGAAGAAGGAGCAGAAACGCUUUAGGCGUAACAUCAUUACUACAAGGGCAGCUCAGGCUAAUUGAGCUCAACCGGCGUUACGUUUAUUGUCAUAGUAAAUCACCAGGUCCCACCAUGCGAAGUGAGUAUCUCCUCUUGAUACCCACGCUGCUGCUCCUCCUGGCCUUUCCCGUCUCCAGGGGGCGCUACAAUGAUGACUUUGACGAUGGCGAGGACCUGGCAGACUUUGAUGACAAUGACUUUGCUGAGUUUGAGGACAUGAACGACGACCUAGCAGCUGAGGCGGAAACUGCCCCUCCGCCACGAGCCAACCCUUCCAUGCAACCCGAAGAGGACGAGGAUGAAGACGAGGCCACUGUUGAGCUGGAGGACGGCCAGGACGGCUUUGAGGACCCAGACACUCAGGAUCAAGACAUGUUCAGCAAAUAUGACCAGGAGGAGUUUGAGGGGUUUGGAGACAUGGAGAAAACAGGUCACUCCAUGAAGGACCCCCUUAUAAUCCACACAGUUCCUGCACAUCUGCAGAACAGCUGGGAGAGUUACUACAUGGAGAUCCUGAUGGUGACCGGCCUCUUGGCCUACAUCAUGAACUACAUCAUUGGCAAGAACAAGAACAGCCGCCUCGCUCAGGCCUGGUUCAACUCGCACAGAGAACUUUUAGAGAGCAACUUUGCACUAGUUGGUGAUGACGGCACCAGUAAAGAAGCAGUGAGCACUGGGAAGCUGAAUCAGGAGAAUGAACACAUCUACAACCUGUGGUGCUCUGGACGUGUGUGCUGUGAAGGCAUGCUGAUCCAGCUCAAGUUCCUGAAGAGGCAGGAUCUGCUCAACGUUCUGGCCAGGAUGAUGAGGCCCGCCUGUGAUCAAGUGCAAAUCAAAGUGACUCUUAAUGACGAGGACAUGGACACUUUUGUGUUUGCUGUGGGCACCAAGAAGGCCAUGGCGCGGCUGCAGAAGGAGAUGCAGGACUUGAGUGAGUUCUGCGGUGACAAGCCCAAGUCCGGGGCCAAGUUUGGACUCCCAGACUCCCUGACUAUUCUAAGUGAGAUGGGCGAGGUCACAGAUGGCGUGAUGGACAACAAGAUGGUACAUUAUAUCACCAAUCAUGCUGACAAGAUUGAGUCCAUCCAUUUCUCGGACCAAUUUUCUGGUCCAAAAGUUAUGCAAGAGGAGGGUCAGCCCUUAAAGCUGCCUGAGACCAAGAAGACGCUGCUGUUUACAUUUAAUGUGCCUGGCAUGGGCAACACCUCUCCCAAAGACAUGGACGCUCUGCUCCCUCUCAUGAACAUGGUGAUCUACAGCAUCGAUAAAGUCAAGAAACUCCGUCUCAACAGAGAGGGGAAACAGAAAGCUGACAGAAACCGGGCCCGUGUGGAGGAGAACUUCCUGAAGCAGACUCACGCUCAGCGUCAGGAGGCAGCACAGACACGCCGUGAGGAGAAGAAGAGAGCCGAGAAGGAGAGGAUCAUGAAUGAGGAGGAUCCUGAGAGACAGCGUCGUCUGGAGGAAGCUGCCCAGCGACGUGAGCAGAAGAAGAUUGAGAAGAAGCAGAUGAAGAUGAAGCAGAUCAAAGUGAAAGCCAUGUGAAAGAACAACGCAGGGACUCGGAUAAAAGCACACAUGCAAACACAGUGCUCAGCUCCGCUCAGACAGUUUUUUUUUUUCUCUCCUCCAAGCUUCUCACCUCAACCACAGCUCUGGCUCACAGUCGCUCCAGCUCUAAACAGACAUCCUGUGCCUCUGGGUCUGUCAAGCUUAGCUGUUUUGCCGUCACCACCUGCUCCAUUUGGUGUGGCUCAACUUUAAUGACUGAGUGAACUGUCCAUGUCAAGGGAGAAAGCCUUUUUUUUUUUUUUUUUUUUUUUUUUUUUUUCCCACCGUUAAAUCUGUCACUACAGUUCACGCCAAGAUUUUUGUCUUUUGUUUUGUUUUUUUUUCUUUUUUCAGUCCAACUGUCUUUAAUCAAAGAUCUGUUUGAAAGCUGUAUCAACUCAGUGAGCUUUUUAGACUUAAUCUGCUGGGAAAGAACACGUUAUUUGAUGGCAUUGUGCCACAUUUAAAAAAAAAAAAGGAAUGAAAUGCAUUGCUGUGAUUUCAUUGGAAAUUUAUUAGCAUUAAUAUAAUCUUAAAGGAUCCUAUCAAUAAAAUUUUAAUUUAUAUCUGCCAUGAGAUUGGUUUCUUGCAGGCUGUUUCUAAUAAAUUCUGAGCAAACAUAAUAAAAAUGCACUGGAGUCUGUUGGAAAA
Thunnus maccoyii (southern bluefin tuna) is the source of this 2244-nucleotide messenger RNA. It is a transcript of the gene ccdc47, whose product is annotated as coiled-coil domain containing 47. The record is from RefSeq and is a predicted model, not a curated record. Gene Ontology annotation, biological process: endoplasmic reticulum calcium ion homeostasis. NCBI's taxonomy places the organism in Eukaryota, Metazoa, Chordata, Actinopteri, Scombriformes, Scombridae. The coding region runs from base 115 to 1587 and encodes 490 amino acids. The transcript is spliced from 13 exons. Gene Ontology annotation, cellular component: endoplasmic reticulum. Gene Ontology annotation, molecular function: calcium ion binding.